This is a messenger RNA of Lichtheimia ornata, 3588 nucleotides long. RefSeq lists its product as uncharacterized. The transcript is spliced from 16 exons. Gene Ontology annotation, molecular function: actin filament binding; GTPase activator activity; calmodulin binding. The record is from RefSeq and is a predicted model, not a curated record. Bases 1 to 3588 code for a protein of 1195 amino acids. Gene Ontology annotation, biological process: mitotic actomyosin contractile ring assembly actin filament organization; regulation of actin cytoskeleton organization; regulation of GTPase activity. NCBI's taxonomy places the organism in Eukaryota, Fungi, Mucoromycota, Mucoromycetes, Mucorales, Lichtheimiaceae. Gene Ontology annotation, cellular component: mitotic actomyosin contractile ring; cytoplasm.
AUGGCUACCAACAAUAACCCACUAAAACAAUUAUCGGUCAUGGCUGGCAAGGAUGGCCUUUCGAGCCUCCACAUCCCCACCAUCACUGAUGGCGCUGAAGACGUUGUUGGACGCAUUCGAUUACAAAAGGACCAUAACAUUGUCAACAGCCGAGGACUCGAUAAAAUAAGAGAAACGUUGCAGGCAUACGAAUACCUAUGCCAUAUUGGUGAAGCAAAAGAAUGGAUUGAGAAUUGUUUACAAGAAACAAUUGACCCAGUCAUUCAACUUGAAGAGACCAUGCGAAAUGGCAUCAUAUUGGCCAAGCUAGCUGCUUGGUUCACUGAUGGAGUAGUCAAAAAGAUCUUUUACGGCAAAAGGCUUGAAUUCCGUCAUUCGGAUAAUAUCAAUUACUUUUUGGAGGCAUUGGCUGUUGUGCGAUUGCCAGACACCUUUUGGUUUGAGUUUACCGACCUUUAUGAUAAAAAGAAUAUCCCACGAGUGAUUUACUGCAUCCACGCUCUCAGCCAUUUGCUAGCAAGACGUAACUUGGCCCCUAGUAUUAAAAAUUUGUAUGGUCAAUUACAAUUCACAGAUGAGGAACUUCAUGCAACACAGCGAAACCUGGAUUCAUGUGGCACCAAUAUUCCCAACUUUAUGGAUCUUCGCCCAUCGUUGUACAAAGAGCUGCAUGGUGAUGAUAGCUUCCGACACCAUGAUGAUCAUCGAUUCAAUAAGAGUCCCACCACACCCGAUUUGAUCAUUGAAGAAAGCGAUGAAAGUGAUCAUGAGACAAUGACAGAGCAAGAACGAUUUGAGCUCUAUUGGUCUGAUUCCGAGAACUUGGAAAGGCUCAAGACCUGUCAAAACAUAGCACGCAAAUGGUUGGCGCAUCGAGAAAUGGAGCGACAGCGUCAGGAGCUGCAUAAAUCCACCUAUGUCGUCUCGCAUCUAUCACGUGUACAGGCUCAUGCACGUGGUAUGUUGCAACGUCGUGAUAUGGAGGACAAGCACAUCACCUAUGAGAGUUCCGAAGAUUGGGUCAUCAAGUUGCAAACGCAUGUGCGUGGCUGUCUUGCACGAUUGAAUUACAGGCACACGUUGGAUCAUUACAAUGAGCAUCUCGACAAGGUUAUCAUGGUGCAGAAUUUUGUCAAGAACAAGAUGAUGGGCAAGGCCUAUCGUAGAUUGACAUCCGAUAGCAAUCCAUCCAUUGGCACUGUCAAGAAUUUUGUACACUUGCUGGAUGAUAGUGACCUCGAUUUCGAUCGUGAGCUUGCUUUGGAGGACUUGCGUCAAAAGGUCAUCCAACAGAUUCGCGAGAAUGACCAAAUGGACGCCCAUGUCAAUGCACUCGAUAUCCAAAUCUGCCUCUUCUUGAGAAAUGCAAUCACCAUUGACGAAGUGGUCAAGAGCACCAGCGCAUUCAAAAAGAAGCAACAACGUCGUCGCAUGUCUGAACUUGCUGCCAGCACACGCAAAAGCAACCCGUAUUCCCUUCGUGGUGUUGACAAGGAAUCGCGUACACGUCUUGAGUUGUACCAACGCCUUUUGUAUCUCUUGCAAACUGAACCAGGCUAUCUUGCACGCAUGCUAUCCAUGUGUGGUCGUCGUGAACUUGAUUCAUCCAUCAGCACGCGUUUGAUCGAAUCCACCGUACUCAGCUUGUUUGGAUACGCUACCAAUGCACGUGAAGAGUAUUUGCUUAUCAACCUUUGCAAGUGUUGCAUUGAUGAAGAAUUGUCCUAUGUGGAGAAUGCUCAAGAGUUCAUGCGUGGCAAUUAUACAUUUAUGAAAUUGGUGGUACAAACCAACAGAGGAGCAAAGGAACGCAUGUUCUUCCGCCGAUUGUUGACUCCCUUGGUGGAAAGCAUUGUGCAGGAUGAAUACCUGGAUCUUGAAACCGACCCUGUGGCUAUCUAUCACAAGGUGAUCAAUGAGGAGGAAUCACGUACGGGUCGACCCUCGAUGAGAAAGCAUUCUGCAACGGUGCAAGAGGCUCUUCAAGAUCAAGAAGUGUGUGACACUUUCCUUAUGCAUCUGCGUAACCUUCGAGAGAUCACAACACGCUUCCUCAACGCCAUCACAUCUACAGUCGAUGAAGUCCCUUAUGGUAUCCGCAUCAUUGCAAGAAAAUUGCGAGUUGCUAUGGAAGAAUCAUUCCCCGAGGAAAAGGAGCAGGCAGCCCGCAUCAUUGGCAACUUUAUCUACUACCGCUAUCUCAAUCCUGCUAUCGUUGCCCCUGAGCAAUACGAUGUUAUUGAUGCUGUCGUUCUCCCUGUGCAACGGAAAAAUUUGGCAGAGGUGGCAAAGAUGCUUCAUCAGAUCUCAAGUGGCAAAAAGUUUGAUGCCGACAACAUGUUUUUGGCACCUUUGAAUGAAUACGUACGCAAAUCAUCGGAUGUCUUUGAGCAAUGGUUCAUGAAAUUGACGGAUGUCGAGGAACCUGAAACCUACUUUGAUAUCCCAGAGCUAAACGACCAGAUGAGCACCCACAAGCCAACUGUGUAUACGACCCCUUACGAGCUAUUCCAUUUACAUCACGCGUUACAACAACAUCUUGAUGAUUUGGAACCAGGACGGCGGAACGGGCCAUUACAAUCCUUAUUGACUGAGCUGGGACCUUCACCCUAUUAUCCCCAACUUGAGCUACCCGAUUCCAUCCUUUGCCUAAAACUGACACACCCUUCGGAUAAUAUUCCCAUGGACCCAGCUGCACGAGAACGACAAUUAUUGGUUGAUUCAAAGCGACUUGUCAUUUAUACCAUCAAAAUCCAGAGCGGCGAGUCAUUGCAAUCGAUCCUUGAAUCACCAACACCAGCCGAAUUGGAAAGUGAAUGGGAGGCGCUUAAGGCAAUCGAAUUUUCACAGCAAGAAGAAGGAGGCAAAACAUCCAAACGACGCUUUGUCAAGCUGAGCCAAACCGAUCCGCCUUUAGAUUUACAAAGCCUUGCUUUCCACCAAUUGAAAGUGGUUACGAGCCGAUUGUUGUAUUAUCUCACACGCACAGGUGCUAUUUCAGCAGAGGGAGGAUAUCAGGAAAUGAUCAACAUGAUUGCACGCGAUAUCACUGGCAAAACAUCCAGGAGGCAGCAACGUGACAAUGAAUUGACGAGGCUGGGACAAACAUUGAAGAAUGUGGUGCGAAAACGACAUUAUCUCACAGAGCAACGUACACAAUACGAGGAUUAUUUGAAGGAAUGCAUGACCAUCAUGGCCAAGAAACGUGGUAGACGACCCAGAUAUGGAUUACCAUUCACGCGACAAUACUUUCAUGUGCGAGCACUCAAGAAGCAAGGAUUGGAGCCAACCUUUGGAUCAUUUAAAUACAGCGGCAAGCAGUUAUAUGAACGAGGGAUCCUUGUGGAUGUGGAUGGGAUCGAGCCCAAGGAUUAUGACAAGAUCAACAUUAUAUUGUCCAUGGAUACAGUGGGGAUUAUUACGAUUGAGGGAGCUUAUUCACGAUGGCCCAUUCCUUCUGUACAAGUGGAUAUGAGAUAUGAGGAGCUACUGCAAACACAAUUUGAAGGUGCGCAGACCAUGCAAGUGCUGGAUGGCCUUGUCAAGGUCAAUGUGAAUCUAUUGAUUUUCCUUAUCAACAAAAAGUAA